Linum trigynum is the source of this 3446-nucleotide messenger RNA. Lineage: Eukaryota; Viridiplantae; Streptophyta; Magnoliopsida; Malpighiales; Linaceae. The record is from the annotation of a GenBank genome assembly.
CACUUAACUAUUUCGCCGCUCUAUUGCCGCCGGCGCGAAGCUCCUCCUCUGGCCUCCGCCAGCCAACCCGCCGCCACUCCAUCGUUUUCACCUGUGACCCGGAAAACUUUUGAAGAAUAAACGAAGAAAAAUUUAGCCUUUUGGUGAUUUAUACUCUCUUUCCUAACCAGUGUUUCAGCUCCGGGCCAGUCGGAAGCGAGGUAAUUUCUCGUCUCUGGGUUUUCUCUGCUCACAAUGAAUGUUCUUCCUAUAAUUAUUGGUUGAUUCCGAAUUCGCUUCCAUGGUUUCAGUUAGCAAUUUUCUCUGUCUGCCAAUUGGGUUUUCCAUUUUUCUUUUGCUUAUCUUGGCUGUUUUUUUCGCCUGUAUGCGUUUCAUCUUGUGUCACCUGGAGAAAGUCACUUCCAAGUUCAUUGCUUUCUCUUUAGUUUUGAAGCUUCGCAUGCUCCUUUCUUCACGCGUGGAAUUUGAUACUGAUUCUGGGCGAAUCUGGAUGGUUAAUGAAGGUUAAUGAUUUGGUCACUGCGUUCUCAAUUUUGUGCCAUGGUGUGGUAUCGUGUAUAGUGAGGAUUAAGCAACUUUCCGGGAAGCUGAUUACUUUGUGUCUUGUACUGAAUUAGAUGUUAGCAGUGAACGUUGGUUGGCUUCAAUUCUUCCUCUUGCUAGCAGUUUUUUAGUUUUUUUGAAACAUAAUAAUAGAGUAUGUUCUGUGCUUCUUGGUGUGUCCACCUGCUCAAACGCAUUCGAACUGUCUCUCUGAACCUUAAUAGUUCGCUCAAUUUAUCGACUCAAGCAUUAUCUACGCAAUGCCAACCGUCUUUGGCACUUCCUUAUCUCAAGCCUCUCAACUCCAAGCUCUCCAGCUUCAUAAAAAGUGGCCUGGUCGAGGAAGCAGAGGAUUUGUUUGAUGAAAUGACUGACCGUAACAUUGUGACUUGGAACACCAUGAUAAACGGCUAUUUCAAGAAUGGGCAGAAGGAAAAAGCAUUCAGUUUGCUGGGUUCGAUACCCAAACCCGAUAUCUAUACAUACAACACAGUGACCUCCGGGUUGGUCCAGGGUGGUGAUCUGUUUGGUGCUAGGAAGGUCUUCGAUAAGAUGGACGCUAGAGAUAUUGUUACCUGGAACUCCAUUAUUGCUGGUUAUGUUCACAAAGGAAUCAUCGACGAGGCGAUGCAACUGUUUCAUGAAAUGCCUGUCGGGAUGAGAGGGAAAGACACAGUGUCUUGGAUAGUUAUGGUUUCUGGAUUGGCUAAGGAAGGGCGUCUUAUUGAAGCUCAUAAGCUCUAUGAGCAGAUGCCGGUUUAGGACUCUCACGCUUGCAAUUCCUUGAUUGCUGCAUAUAUCAGAAUCGGGGACCUAGACCGGGCAGAAGACUUGUUUCGCAAGUCAGAACAAAAAGACUCUGAUUCCUGGAGGCAAUUGAUAAAUGGGUUAGUCACUUGUGGAAGACUCUGUGGUGCUCUUAGCCUCUACUUGGAAUCACCUGAGAAAUGUCAUACUACGUGGAACUCGCUGCUACUGAAAUUAAUGGAGAGUGGAGCAACUAAACCAGUUCAUGCCCUCCUCGAAAAGCUUCCAUAUGGUGACAUUGUGUCGUGGACUAACAUAAUCAUCGGAUACUUCAGGGAAGGUGAAGUAGGAGCCGCAGUUAGCCUGUUUUACUCGAUGCAUCAUCUAGACGUAACGUUAUGCAAUGUGAUGAUAUGUGGACUAGGAGAGAAUGAACUUGAGGAAGAAGGCGUCAAAUUGUUCAUGAGGAUGAAAGAAUUGGGGUUGUCACCUGAUAAGGCUACUUUCACUAGCAUCUUGACAAUUUGUACGGAGUUACCAGCCUUAUGCCUUGGGGAACAAGUCUGUGUACAUGUUGUCAAGACGGGACUAAAUCAUACUAUCGAGGUAUGCAAUGCAAUGAUCACUAUGUAUGCUAGAUGUGGGAAUAUGACCUCUGCUUUGCUUUCCUUCUCCUCCAUGCCUACCCAUAAUGUAAUUUCUUGGAACUCAAUCAUCUCUGGAUUUUCCCACCAUGGCCUUGGACCACAAGCCCUCGAAAUGUUCAAACAAAUGAGAUCGAGCAAUGUGAAGCCUAACAUGUUAACCUUUAUUGCUGUUCUGUCUGCUUGUAGCCAUGCAGGAUUGGUGGAAAAGGGUAAACAUUAUUUCAAUUAUAUGAAAGACGAGUGCUUUCUGCAGCCAACAGGUGGACAUUACACCUGUAUCGUGGAUCUAUUGGGAAGGUUUGGACUGAUUGAUGAAGCUAUGAGUUUUAUAGACCGAAUGAGAGCCGAUGGGCUUGAAGUUCCCGUUAGUGUCUGGGGAGCUAUACUUGGAGCUUGUAGAGUUCACAGAAAUGUUGAAGUUGGUGCGGUUGCUGCUGAGAAUGUAUUGGCAAUUGAACCAAAUAGGUCUGGCACGUACUUGAUUUUAGCAGAGUUAUAUGCUAGCGUUGGAAGAUUGAAUGAGGCGGAGAGAGUUUUGACCCGAAUGAAGAACAAUGGAGUCAAGAAACAACCUGGAUGUAGUUGGAUUGAGAUGAACAACGGUGGAUGUGCUUUUCUCUCUGUAGAUAAGUCGCACCUUGAGUUUUGACGUGGAGGCAGGAGUGUAGCUAGCUCGGACUAAAAUCUAGUUCAACCUUGUUGGCACUCUGGGUAGUUUGUUUAUGCUUGUUCAAGCCUUACAUUGGAUUUACUGUUCAACUGCCAGAAGUGCAACAACAGAUUGAUGCAAGUCACUGCAUAUUGCGAUUAUCAGAAUGCAAAUUUGUUCAACCUCGAAACAUCAUAAUUACUUGAUACAGAUUGAAGCUGUUCCCUCUGCCUUCCUUGGGUUGUAUAGCCAUACAGAGUUUAUUAACUACUUAAUCUAUGAAGCCGAUAAAGGUCCAGUUGCAGCUUAUCAACUACUUGUUCUAUGUUUAUCAACCACCAUUGAUGCUUGGUUUAACAGCGUUGUAUUCAUCAAAAGCCCGAAGGGCUGCUGAGUAGCUACUCAUGGUUUGUUUUUCAGAUCAAGCUUGGAGAACUUGCCUUCAAAAUGCCAGCUCCUGCAGAAGCCUAUAUAUACAACCUGGAGCUGGUCAACAAAUUGGACACUUGUGCUGUUUGGUUUCUCAUGACUUCAUGUAAUUCUCAGCAAAUAUCAGAUGUGUUAAGCAUGCCGCCAGCGUUCAUCCUGAGCCAGGAUCGAACUCUCCAUGAGAUUCUUAGUUGUAUUACUUAUAGCUUCCUUGUUCGUAGACAAAGCUGAUUCGGAAUUGUCUUUCAUUUCAAGGCAUCCCAAGUAAUUCAGUCUUAUGGUUCUUCAUUAUCUGCAUAUGGCCUCUUCUUCCUAGGUGCUCAUUUUGUAUGGGCUUUUAGUUUAAUGUUUCUAUUCAGCGGUCGUGGUUAUUGGCAAGAACUUAUUGAAUCAAUCGUUUGGAGCAUACCCAGUAAAACUUAACAAGUAAA